Molecule: messenger RNA, 642 nt
Organism: Amaranthus tricolor (Joseph's coat)
Lineage: Eukaryota; Viridiplantae; Streptophyta; Magnoliopsida; Caryophyllales; Amaranthaceae
Exons: 2
Coding region: 1-642 (213 amino acids)
Source: RefSeq, a predicted model, not a curated record
AUGGCGGGUUUCUGGGCUUCCGUUUUUCUUUGCCGACCCAAGCCUCGUGCCUUGGCCGGUUCCACCAUGGUGGUGGCGAUGGGAACCAGAGGUCGAGAGCCGUUUAGAGAGGGAAACCUGAUUCUAGAGAGAAGUAAUGGGGAGAUUGACGGAGAUGUUACUCAUCGUACACAAGCGGGUUGGCUAAAGUGGCGAGCAGCGACCGGGGUGCUUUGUGAUAAAAAGUUUCUUAAUAGAUUAAAAGGUAAAACUUUCCGCGUUGCAAUUAGGCCAUCUUUAUUGUAUGGGAAAGAAUGUUGGUUCGUAAAGAAGGUUUUCGAACAAAGGAUGGAUGUUACAGAAUUGCGUAUGUUGAGGUGGAUGUGUGGGCACACAAUGAUAGAUAGAAUUAGAAAUCAGGAUUUUAGGGAGAGUUUAGGGGUUGCACCUCUCUCUACAAAGAUGCGUGAGAACAUAUUGAGAUGGUUCAGGCAUGUGCAGAGAAAAACGUAUGACGCUCCAGUGAGAAGGAUCGAAAGCAUCAUUUUGGAGGGUAAGAGAAGUCGAGGAAGACCUAGGAAAACAUGGAAGGAACGGAUUAAAAGUGACUUGCAUGACCUACACCUCUCGCAGGACCUGACCAGGGAUAGGGUUAGUUCGUGA